AUGAAGUCAUUUAGCGUAUGUAAAUCAUCUAUAACAAUUGCAGGCGAUGCAGCGCAAACGGACCAAACAGAACCGUUGGAUUUAUCAAUAUCAAAAGUGAGAGAUGACGGACAUGGAUCACAAGGCUUAUCAAUGGGCGGAGAGGAUGAGGAAAGGAUUGGUUUACAAGUGCUUCAAACAAAAAUUCUGGACUUAUCAGCUCCAAAACUGAAAAAGGGAGGGAGUAAAUCGCAAGGCUUAUCAGUGGAUGGAGUGAGUGAUGAAGGAAUUAAACCGCGGCAACAACUCGUUCCAAUCGAAUCACUGAUGGAAGAGAUCGAACUAUCAAAGCAAAAAGAGAGGAGAAAGAAGCAACGUUGUGAUAUAUGUCGAAAGGAAGUAACAAACAUGAAAACACAUAUGAUGACUCAUACUGCAGAGAAGCCGUACGGUUGUCCGACAUGCAAAAAAUUUUUCAAUAAUUUCUCGAAUAUGAAAAGGCAUAUGAUUACCCAUACCGGUGAGAAGCCGUACAGUUGUCGGAUAUGCAAAAAGAAUUUCAAUGAUCCCGGUAAUAUGGAAAGGCAUAUGAUGACUCAUACCGGUGAGAAGCCUCACAGUUGUCCAGUAUGCGGGAAAAGUUACGUACGAAAGAGCGAUUUGCACAUUCACACGGCAAUUCAUGGCAUGAAUAGUAGACCAGUCUACCACUGCACUAUUUGCAGUAAAGACUUGCAGAGUAAACUAGGCUUGAAAUUACACAUGAAGAAACAUUAA
Brugia malayi is the source of this 756-nucleotide messenger RNA. RefSeq lists its product as uncharacterized. The transcript has 2 exons. The record is from RefSeq and is a predicted model, not a curated record. Gene Ontology annotation, cellular component: nucleus. Bases 1 to 756 code for a protein of 251 amino acids. Lineage: Eukaryota; Metazoa; Nematoda; Chromadorea; Rhabditida; Onchocercidae.